UGAAGGAAAUUAGGCAUAAGCUGUCAACAGGUUAUUAUUGCGUUUUCUUUGUACAAAUCCAAUUUUUCUAUAAUUUCAAUUCGUUAAAAACUCGCGUGUCUGGUUAAAAAAGAGUAGUGAUUAACGAAUUUACUCACGAGACUCAAAUAAUGUGAUAUAAUUGAACUUUAAAACAUCGAUCCAACACAACAGAUUAGAAAUAUUAAAGAGAAUUUAAUUAUUGGUUAAAUUAAAAGAUCAACAUGGCGCUCUGGGCUAGAGCACAGCAGUUACCGCCAGAGAGUUUGCAGAAGGUGCGAGCUAUCUAUGGGGAACAUUUUCCCAUAGAAGUACGCCACUGCCUUGCUACGUGGAUUGAAAGUAGGAUAUGGACCCAAGAACCAGAAGAGCAGCAGCGUUUCUUCGUGGAGGAGUUGGUCCAGGAGAUCCAGACCCAUGCGGAGCUGAUGCUGUCUGCGGAGCUGUUUGUCACCAAGAUGAAGCUGAUUGAAGCUUCCAAGCUAUUCCGCAUGCAGUACAGCCACGCCCCGCACGAACUAUACACUUACAUGCGGCGUUGCCUGGCUUUAGAAAUGGACGUCAUACAGAACGCCAUGGGCACGCCGUACAUCGCACAGCCGCAAACAGAGAGGAAGUAUAGCGAGUUGAUAACCGGCUUGCAAACAGUUCGUCAGAAGGUGAACAUGGCGAGUGAGGAAAUAAGGAGCCUCCAAGCCAACAUCGAAUCUUUCUCCCUGCAGUAUCAUGAAUGCUUGAAGAAUAAAGGCCAUAUCAACUACUUGCAGCAGUCGGGGCCGAUGACGAACGACCGUCGUGAGUUAGAGGCUUGCCUGCGAGUCCAGAUCGAAGAGAUGGAGAGAAAACUUAACGCUUUGGUGGCCCAAAUCAACCAGUCCCAAAUGGAACUGGUAGACCACAUGAAGGAGAACAUCACCACCUUGCGCCAGCUGCAGAGCCAGGUUUUGGAUGAAGAACUUAUUAAAUGGAAGCGAGAGCAGCAACUAUCGGGCAAUGGAGUCCCGAUGCAGUCCAACCUGAACACGAUCCAGGAGUGGUGUGAACUGCUGGCCGACCUGAUCUGGAGCACCCGGCAGCAGGUCAACAACGUGGCUCGGAUCAACAGCAAGACCAUCGUGGAGCUGAGGCAGCCUCACCUCGUUGAGAUGCUGGACGACAUGAGCAAGCAGGUGACAAGUCUGCUAUCAACAUUGGUGACGUCAACUUUUGUGAUCGAAAAGCAACCGCCCCAGGUCAUGAAGACCAAUACACGUUUCACGGCUACGGUCCGCUUGCUGGUGGGUGGUCAACUCAAUGUGCACAUGACUCCGCCGAGAGUUACAGUGGUAAUAAUCUCAGAGCAGCAAGCUCAGUUGCUGCUCAAGAGUGACACUCAGAGCGGGCGCGGCAAGCAGCCGGUGGAGUGUGGAGACAUCCUUAACAACAGCGGCUGUAUGGAGUACCAGCCCACCAACAGGCAGCUCAGCGUUAGCUUCCGGAACAUGCAACUGCGUAAAAUCAAGCGCGCUGAAAAGAAAGGGACGGAGAGCGUUAUGGACGAAAAACUCACUCUUCUAUUCCAAUCCGAGUUCAACGUUGGUGGUGGAGAAUUGGUAUUCCAGGUGUGGACUCUAUCCCUGCCCGUGGUGGUGAUAGUCCACGGCAACCAGGAGCCCCACGGCUGGGCAACCGUUACCUGGGACAACGCCUUCAGCCCCCCGGGACGAGUGCCGUUCGCUGUGCCCGAUAAGGUGACCUGGGGUCAGUUGGCUGAAACUUUGAGAAUCAAAUUCUGCUCGGCCACCGGAGGGGAUCUAUCCGAAGAUAAUCUACGCUUUUUGGCUGAAAAGAUCUUUAGUCUGUGUUCAAGGACCAAUCUGCCCAUUAACACGAUGGAGCUAAAUGGUAUGACAGUGAGCUGGACCCAGUUCUGCAAGGACGCGCUGCCAGAACGCAACUUCACGUUCUGGGAGUGGUUCUACAUGGUUGUGAAGGUCACCCGGGACUAUCUGAGGACGCUGUGGUGUGACCGUCUCAUCAUGGGUUUCAUCCAAAAGAAGCAAGCCGAAGAAAUGCUGGGGAAAUGUCCACCGGGAACAUUCUUACUCCGGUUCUCUGAUUCCGAACUUGGUGGUAUCACUAUUGCUUGGACUGGUGAGGGUAACGAAGUCUUCAGUCUCCAACCCUUCACCUCUAGAGACUUGAUGCUGCGUUCAUUAGCAGACAGGAUCCUGGAUUUGACGCAGCUGCAGUUCCUUUACCCCAAUGUGGCUAAAGACGACGUGUUCUCCAAAUACUACACUAAGCCUGAGAACGAAAUGCUAAAGAACGGUUACGUGAAGCCGGUUUUGGUGACUACUCUGCCUCCGUACAUGUCUGGUUCGCCGGCGUACGCUCAUUCGCCGGACUCUCAUAGAAACACGCCUAGCGUGCAUAGCAGGUACAUGAUUGAGUUUUAAAACGAACAAGAUUAUGAGAAUUUAAGUUUUUUUUUAAUUAUUGCGAAUUAGUUGUAUUUUUUUUCUUAGAUAAGUUUAAUUUUAAUAGUCACAUCCGAUUCUUUUAUUUUUUUACUUGAUUCCUUUAUUUCGUUUCGAAUUUUUAUAAGUUGACGACAAUCUCAAUUUAGUUAAGGUUUUAUUUUUUUUAAUUUUCGUAAAGUAUUAUUAAUGUUGACUAUAUACUAAUACGUGUCCAAAAAUAUUAAAGAUAAAUCAAAGUUAUUUAAACUAAAAAUGCGGCUUAGUUUUUAUGCUAUAAAACAUACAGACUGACAAACUAAGUACUUCAAGACUAAAAAAAUUUUAGACACGUAUUUUCACGAUCGGUCUUAUAAAAUUUGUUUUGAGUUCAGGUCUAGAUUUAUUCUAGACUUAGAUCUGUGGAGUGUACUUUGACUUUACUCAGACUUUACUUAGAGUUAAAAUGAGACAGAGCUAUGUUUCUCACAUAAAUCCAUCUCGCUUUAACCCUGUCAGUCUGGGCAAGGUCAAAGUACGCCCUGUAGAUCUCAGACUAAGAGUAAUGAAUAAAAUUUUCUAAGCAAUACUAGUUUUUAAUUAUUUGAUAGUAUUUUUAUAGCAAUGUAAGGUUGUAUUGAUAAGUCUGUUUUUAACAAAACACAUGAAAUCCAUGACUUUUUUUUAAAUUUGAAUAACAAUAUGGACGAUUUUGCAAAAAAAAAAUUAUUUUUAAGUUUUUACGUAUUAAAAAAAAUAUCGAUAAAAUAUUUAGUUUAGGUUUAAAGCUAUGUCCACACUAAUAAAAAUUUGCUCCGAGUGUAACAGUGAUCGCACACAAUACCAUGUGUAGUAUGUAAAUACGAAUAUGCUCGUCUCAUUUAUCAACGAAAAUAAAUGGGGUUUUAUUGACGCAUAUUUUUAUUAGUGUGAACACGGCUUUAGAAAAAAGCUUUCAUGUUUAGGCUAGGCGCGCACGGGCGGUUAAUUGACUAGCUGGUCAAAUAGAGUAGCCAUCUUGGAUUACCAUACGUUAUCGUACGUUGAAAUUGCACGUUGUGUGUUAACAUUACUACGUUACCGUUACCCACAUACUCAAAUUAUGUCAAUAGAGCCUCGAUAGCUCAACGGUUGAGCGGACUGAAUUCCGAAAGGUUGGCGGUACAAACCCCACCCGUUGCACUAUUGUCGUACCCACUCCUGGCACCAGCUUUACGCUUAAUUGGAUGGGAAAGGGGAGUUGACGCCUGCCAGUUACGCGGACAUCGAAACCUCGCCGUUUUAAGUUCCCUAACUGUCGCAACAGUCAUGUUCCUAACAUCGUAGCUUUAGUUUUUACGUAAUUAAUUAUUACCACUAUUAGUAAAUUAUUUUGACGAUUCAAAAGCACUUGUAAAAGUUUAUUUAAAUGAAAAUCUAUUCUAUUCUAUAAUCAACUUAGAAAUCUAUCAAUUGUCUAUCAAAUGGCGUACAAUAGUACAGUACUUUGAAUAAAUGAUUUUGAUUUUGUCGUUAACUUUGCCACUGACACUGGUCAUUUAACCGCCCGUGCGCGCUUAGCCUUGCAUUUACUACAUGAAAAGCAAGAAAUUUGGAAAAGACUUAAAAAAAAGUAUUAUUCUUUCUUAUAGCUGCGGCACAACUAUUCUACAACUUUAAAAAAAAAGAAAAUGGCGCCGAUGUGUGUUUCAAAUAUAUGAUUUAGGGGAUA
Messenger RNA from Maniola jurtina (meadow brown), 4167 nucleotides. RefSeq names its product signal transducer and activator of transcription 5B (gene Stat92E). The coding region runs from base 243 to 2456 and encodes 737 amino acids. NCBI's taxonomy places the organism in Eukaryota, Metazoa, Arthropoda, Insecta, Lepidoptera, Nymphalidae. Gene Ontology annotation, molecular function: DNA-binding transcription factor activity, RNA polymerase II-specific; RNA polymerase II cis-regulatory region sequence-specific DNA binding. The transcript is spliced from 21 exons. The record is from RefSeq and is a predicted model, not a curated record. Gene Ontology annotation, biological process: defense response; cell surface receptor signaling pathway via JAK-STAT; regulation of transcription by RNA polymerase II.